AUGGAGCUAGUAAUAGCAAUCUGUCAUCACCUUCCCCAAAUUGCCCAUGCCCAUCACCAUCGCCAGCAUCAUCAUCGGGCAUAUCUGCUGUAUCCAUUACAGCAACAGCACCACGUUUCGUCUUGCAACAAGCUGCGUGCUAAGUCAGAUGAAGGCGACUCUGUCAUCGUUAUACAGCAAACAAUUAGUCAAAGUCAAAAUCAGGAUAACACCACAACCUGUUUACACUGUAAUACGGCUCGCCGAACAACAGGAGUGCAUCAAACGACGCAAACUACUGGGCCGAUUAGUCCAGUUCCAGUGGCCAUGCCACUUGUCCCGAUUAAAGUGGCAGCUAUCAAUGAUUUAUCGAAAAUUAAGCAUCAUGAACAAGAGUUGACAAAUACAAAAAUGACCGACGCCACUUUUCCUAAUCAGCAAACAAAACAUGCUGACAAUACGAACAAGUUACCCACAUUGCAACGUCAAACGCACUCUCAUCAAAUGUAUGCGUCUUCAACAAUGGCACCAUCCCAACUCAUUGUAGGCUCGCCACGAAAUCAAAUGCAACAUCUGCAACAACAACAGUUUCAAGUUUUAGCGCAGCCUUCACAACAGCAACAGCAGCCCUCAUUACAGCAGCAGCAAUCGCAACAACAAACCUAUCAUUAUUCCUGCAAGAAACGUAUUAGCAUUUAUAUGCGACGGAAAUCGCUCGUUUUUGGCGUAGAGAGCAGCUCUGAAGCGGCCGACUUCAUGCUCUGGUAUGGACGGCAACAACGAUUAGCAAUAAGGCGUUUUGGUUUAUUAAAGACCAACCAAGAGCUAGAGUAUAAUGGAACCAAUUCAAAUGAUAAUCGUGAUGCAAGUGGUACUGCUGGAAUGGGAUGUCGAGGCAAUCAACGCAAUGUUGCCGAUGGUUAUGCUAAACCACCGGAUAUUUUGCCAGCUCGCGAUGCUCAAUACAACGAUAUUACGCUUUAUGGUGCCUGUCGUUGGCACGAUAAAUUAAAUGCUAAUCACGAUUACGAUGCUGCAGACUAUAUCGAGCGUAAGGCAACGGUUGUGCAUAUGUUAAUAACUGGCAUUAGUUAUGUUAUCAACAUCUUUAACACUAGGCUAACAAACAAGAUUAGUAAUAGGGGCUGUACAAGUAGUAAUAAACGACCUCAAUGGUCACGUAGUUUUGCCCCAAUUCACGUGAAUGGUCGGUCAGAUCGAGAUGUAGAUCAUAGUGACCAAGCUGAACGGCAUCAUCAAAUGGAUAUUGAUGUGAAUGAUUGCACCAGUAUGAUAGCUACAAUCAUUGAAGAUGAGUUAUUCUUUGAUAAUCCAAGUGAAGCAACAUUAGUGGCGAACACUAAUAAUGAUGAAACCAUCGGUGCAGAUAUGGAUCGGAAGAAAACAGCAAAUAAAACUGUGCCUUUGGGAUUAGGCAUAGAUGCUAGCGUUGGUGUCUAUAUGACAGAGCGUCAUCACAAUGGUUGGCGAACCUCUGCAAUAAAUACGGCCAAUAAUGAUGUGCAUUUUAUAGGUUCGUCUCAUGAUGCACAUAUCACUCAAACGAAUCAAAUAAAUAUAAGUAAUUCGGUGCAGAAUCAGCCACAUCCGAUUCGUGCCUCCAAUUUUAUUGCACCGUCGACUAAUCGGGCUACUAGAAUCAGUGCACAGUUACUCGAUGGUGUUUUGGAAAAUUCCCGGCGUCCGCCAAUGCGACGAAUUAAAUAUUUUUCCGUCAAUGAUUUGGAUGAUCGCACCGAUCAUCGACCUUUUACAUACUGGAUUAACACUGUUCAAAUUGUUGUACUAUUCCUGUCCAUCGUUUGCUAUGGCAUUGCACCGAUUGGGUUUGGAACCGAACAAAAGACUGGCCAGGUUUUAGUGACCAGUCUAAGUCUUCAAACCGUACAACACGUUGAACCCCGCAAUUUCUGGAUAGGUCCGCGCAGCAAUGAUUUGGUUCAUAUGGGAGCAAAGUUUGCAGCUUGUAUGCGCCGAGAUAUGAAAAUCAUGGACGUUCUUACUAAAACUAAGCGACAGGAGCGUGAAACCGCGUGUUGCAUACGAAACGAUGAUUCUGGAUGCGUUCAGAGCUCACAGGCCGAUUGUUCCAUACGCGGGCUGUAUCCAGCAAAAUCCAUAUCGACUUGGAAAAAAUGGUCACCCGGCGAAUCCGGUCCUGGCGGUCGUAUAUCAGGAUCAGUGUGCGGCUUAGAUCCCAAAUAUUGUGACGCGCCUGCGUCGAUUGCACCAUACGAGUGGCCUGAUGAUAUUACCAAAUGGCCUAUAUGCCGAAAAACCAAUUCAUUUUCGCAACGCUAUCGCUACAAAGAUCAUACUGCCGAGCAUAUGGUUUGUGAAGUAAUUGGACAUCCCUGCUGUACUGGUCUUUAUGGGGAAUGUCGCAUAACGACACGAGAAUAUUGUGAUUUCGUCAGUGGUUACUUUCAUGAAGAAGCAUCACUUUGCUCGCAAAUAUCUUGCUUGAACAACGUUUGUGGCAUGUUUCCGUUCUUCUCAGUAGAAAUUCCAGAUCAGUUUUAUAGACUACUCACUUCGCUAUGCAUGCAUGCCGGUAUCCUGCAUCUGGCAAUUACUCUGAUAGUCCAGCAUUUGUUUCUCGCCGAUUUGGAGCGUUUAAUUGGAACAAUGAGAACAGCUAUCGUAUACAUAACAUCUGGGUUAGUGGGCAAUCUCACAAGUGCAGUACUCGCUCCACAUCGUCCGGAAGUGGGACCAUCUGCUUCACUCUGCGGCGUAGUCUCAGCCCUAAUUUCCCUACUGAUACUAAUGCACUGGAAGCAUCUACACAAGCCGUAUGUGGCAUUGAUCAAGUUUAUACUUCUAUGUACGGUACUAUUCGGCAUUGGCACACUGCCAUAUCAAUUAAAUUUCGCUGGUUUGCUAGCUGGUGUCGCGUGCGGAGCAUUUUUAACAAUAUCAUUAGUUCCAUUUACCACUUUUUCAACAUAUGAGCGCAAGAAAAAGAUCAAUCUGAUUUGGACAUGUAUACUCUUUCACUUGUUAGUUUACGUCACAUUAAUUGCAACUUUUUACAUCUAUCCAAGCGAGUUCAGUACAUUGAAUAUUGUUGAAGAUAUAUUUGAUAGUGGAACGCAUAAUUACAUUAGCCCCACAAACAACAAUAUUGGACACCACAAUCACAAUGGCGAAGUGGUUGGCAACACACAAAGAUAUUCACAAACCCAGAGCCAAUAUCCUCAGUACUUUUAUCACCCCCAUUCGGAGAUCAUUAGGAAUAGUGUUGACUUCACCGAAGGAGAUAGUUUUACACAAUUGCUACAUCCGGCUGAGAUGAAUCGACAGGAAGAUAUUAAACCUUGGCCAGAAAGAGCGUAUACGAGAUUAUUUGGCUACAAUAAAAAUUAUAGUAUUAAGAACACUAUGCACAGCAGAAGUGCAGAUGGAAUUAUCAAAGACAAAGGAAAUUUCAACUCAUCGCUUGACAAUAUAGUCAUGGCUACCAACCAUAUUGAUUACAAACUUAACGCUAAUUUAAAUAUUACCAAAAUAAAGGGCCUAUAAAUUAUUUCUCAUAUUUAAAUUAUAAAAUCAAAUAAAUUUCCCCAAUAGUGGCGAAUUUAAAUGAGUGCACAAAAAACGAUUAUAUAAAAAGAUUGAAAUAAACAUUUACAAUUUCAUGAAAAUUAAUCUUUAUUUUCUUAGACUUAAAUAAGGUAUAAAAUUACCAACGUCCGCGUCCUCCCCAGCACUACGUCCUCCACCACCUCCGCGACCCCUACUGAAUCCACCACCGUUUCCACCACGACUUGAACCUCUAAAUCCACCACCAACGCCACGAGCACCUCGACUACCUUUAAAUAAAUAAACAAAUAUAUUACAAUUCUGUUCAUUAAACUUUUUAAUCACGAUUAGCAUACCCAUUCCAGUUCCGCGACCUCGAAAUCCACCUACGCCACUCCCACCAGCUCUUUUCUUCGCUCCUUUGGGCUGUGGUGGUUUUGGUAGAAAUCUUGCAAU
Messenger RNA from Drosophila sulfurigaster albostrigata, 3981 nucleotides. It is a transcript of the gene rho-5, whose product is annotated as inactive rhomboid protein 1. Gene Ontology annotation, molecular function: serine-type endopeptidase activity. Gene Ontology annotation, cellular component: endoplasmic reticulum membrane. NCBI's taxonomy places the organism in Eukaryota, Metazoa, Arthropoda, Insecta, Diptera, Drosophilidae. The record is from RefSeq and is a predicted model, not a curated record. Gene Ontology annotation, biological process: regulation of protein secretion; regulation of epidermal growth factor receptor signaling pathway.